AUGGCUAGCCUAGCUGUUGAAGCAACACUGGGAUUGGUGGAGAUAUUCUCCUCCUUAAUCCUCAAAGAGAUCAACCAGAAAAAAGAUGUGAAGGAUGAUAUUGAUAGCAUCACGAGCUCGUUGACCAUGAUGCGAGCUUUCCUGAACGACGAAGGAGGAACUCGAGGUAACCAGCGUCAUGAGGACAAGGUACGCCAAAUUCGAGAUUUUGCAUUUGCUACUGAGGACGCUCUCGAUGAGUUCAUGUUCCACGUCUCGCACCAUAUUCAUGCGCACAAGAUCACGAAAUUUGCACACGUGGUUGCUCAUUUUUUUCCAGAAAAGUUAGCCUUUCAUGAACUGUCCUCCGAGAUCAAAAGAAUUAGAUCUCGAAUCCAAAAUUUUAUAGAAGUUUAUCAACUGUGCGCUGGAAAUACUAGUUCUGGAGAAGGCGGGAGCUCUAAUGGGUGGUCUGAAGAUCAUUUGUUCCACCAAUUAAUUGAAGAAGAUGAUAUCGUGGGUUUCGAAGAACAUGUGGAAAGCGUUUGUAAUCAGUUGCUAUCCAGAGAACCCUGCCUUUCCACGAUUUCCAUAGUGGGUCUUCCUGGUUCGGGUAAAACGGUUCUCGCCAAGCAGGUUUAUGAGUGCAAGAGAGUUCAGGGGCAUUUCGAGUUCCGUGCUUGGGCGCAUGUCUCUCGUUCCUUAAAGCUCGAUGAGGUUUUAAGGAGCAUAUUAACACAAUUUUUUCCUGGGAUUGGUGGGUCAAUUCUCACAAAUGAAGUUGCCAUGAGAGAAAUUUUAAAUAAAUAUGUGCAGCAGCAACGGUUCCUUGUUGUUCUGGACGACAUAUGGAGAAUGCGAGAUUGGGAACUGAUUAUAAAUGUAUUUCAGAAUGGUUCCAGUGGCAGUAGAAUAUUGUUCACUUCUCGCGACAGCAAUGUGGGCGCGUCUUGUGUCGAAUACCCCAAAUAUGUCCAUGAACUUAAUGGUUUACCAUGGAAAAAAGCAUCAAACCUAUUCUGUAAGAAGGCUUUCCGGAGCUGCAACGGGAUUUGCCCCCCCGAGUUGGAGGAUUGGUCCGAGAAAAUAAUUAAGAAGUGUGAAGGGCUUCCCUUAGCAGUAAUAGCAGCAGGCAACCUCCUAUCAGGAAGCGGCAAAUUCCAUAUGAAUGGAAGAAAUUGCACGACAGCCUUGGAGACAAUCUUCCUGUUAUGGGGAUUAUUCUAUUACCAACGGCAAAGAUUGAUCCGCCUAUGGAUAGCUGAAGGAUUUGUGAAGGAAGCGAGGAACACAUCGCUGGAGGAAGUUGCAGAGAAUUAUCUUAAUAAGCUCGUUCAGAAGAAUCUGGUUCAUGUGACAGCGAGGGAUAUAGAUGGACGGGUGAGAAGUUGCCGUGUCCUGAAUCUUGUUCAUGACUUCAUCAUUGCCAAGGCUGUGGAAGAGAACUUUGUUAGAUCCGCAUCCACAGGAAGCUCAUUGUCACAGGAAAGAAUCCGGCGCCUAUCUGCUCAAACAGAAAAUUGCACAAAUGUUGAACUUAGUGAAACAUCAGGUCAUGUUCGGUCUGCUUUUAUGUUUGGGGGAGGAAAGUUUUCGAACUUGGAGUUUUUCCGGUUGUUGAAGGUUUUAGAUAUGCAAGGCGCUCCGCUGGAGGAUUUCCCCAUCGAUAUUGUCAAACUUGUGCUUCUAAAGUACCUGAGUUUGCGAAAGACAAAUGUCAAGACAGUUCCCAAGUCCAUAAAGAAGCUUGCCCUCCUCGAAACCUUGGACCUCAAACAAACUAGUGUCACGUGGCUUCCAGGGAGCAUUUUUCGGCUGCACCUUUUGCGUCAUCUUCUAGUUUAUAAAUAUGACGUGAAGAACUACGUGACUUUUGAUGGUGCAAAGGGCAUAGAGAUGCACAGUGGAAGGGGGGCCUUAUCUAAAAUACAGAAGUUGUCACUCGUGAAGGCUACAACAGAGCUUAUUCAGAAAUUGGAUGCUAUGAUCCAUUUGAGGAAGCUUGGACUCAUAAAUUUGAAGAGUAAGGACGGGAGAAAAGUAUGUGGAUCCAUCCAGAAAAUGGAGCAUCUCUCAACACUUGAUCUACAAGCAGAUUCAGGGGACGAUCUAGAAUUGGAUCAUAUCCAGAUCAAGCCCGGGUUUGAGGUUCUUCAACACCUUUACUUAAAAGGGCAACUGAAAGAAUUACCCAGUUGGGUUUCUUCCCUGCAGAGUCUCAUCAAAGUCGGCCUAAAGUGGUCGAGAUCAGACUUCAGCCCGCUUCCAGCUCUUCAGGCUUUGCCUAAUCUGAUGGAGCUCGAUAUGGCCGAUGCUUUUACGGGGCAAACACUGGAGUUCUCGAAGAACACGUUCAGUAAACUGAAGAUACUUCAGAUUGAACAAUUCCGUGAGCUGAGCAUGGUGGUUGUGGAGGUCGGUGCAAUGCCUGCUCUUGAAAAGUUGACGUUCUGUAAGUGCGAUAAAUUGAAUAUGCUUCCCUUGGGCAUAGAAAAUCUCACUUGUCUCCAAGAACUGCUUCUGUACGACAUGAAUGGGCAACUCAUCGAUCGGCUCCGCAAGAACAGUGAGGAUCGUAAUUUGAGAACUGGGAUCGGAAUGGACGUGGGCAUGUCCGACGACGGGAACGGUUCAAGCACUCCAGUGGGGAUGGGCAUGUCCGACGACGGAAAUGCGUCAACCACUCCAGUGGGAAUGGACGUGUCGGCCGAGAGAAACACAUCAAGCAUUACAGGAUUUCCAUUGGAUACAGCAUACAUGAUAAAGAUGAAUUAUUCAAGAUCAGCGGUUGACAACUUGGAAAAGAUCGAGGGCUUUGGGGGCACAGUUUUGCAUGAAGUGAACGCCCAUACCAUGAACAAACACCCCAUUCUCAGGCGCAUAUCCUUCGAUCGAAUCGUCUACAAUUUUCCUCAUGCUGGCUUCUACGGCCCCGAGGAAUCCUUACUCCAGAUAGAGCUUCACCGAGAUCUGGUCAGAGGCUUGAAGAAUGCGAAAACGAUGCUCACUGAGGAUGGAGUGAUUCAUGUGACGCACAAGACGGCUCAUCCAUACAGCAAGUGGGAGAUCGAGAAGCUGGCCGAGGAACAAGGCCUGUUUUUGGUUGAGAAAGUGCGAUUCUCGGUGAGGGAUUAUAAAGGGUAUGUUAAUCGGAGAGGCAAAAGCCCCAAUUGUUAUAGUACUUUUCCAAUCGGAGAAGCCUCUACUUACAAGUUUAGCAAAAAUGAUCACGCAGUACAUCGCGAUAAUGCUCUGCUUAACUUGAGCUUAGCCGAUCUUGUUGAGCAUGCUCGAGCGAAAUAA
Eucalyptus grandis is the source of this 3282-nucleotide messenger RNA. RefSeq names its product disease resistance protein RPM1. Gene Ontology annotation, biological process: defense response to other organism; rRNA base methylation. NCBI's taxonomy places the organism in Eukaryota, Viridiplantae, Streptophyta, Magnoliopsida, Myrtales, Myrtaceae. The transcript is spliced from 5 exons. Gene Ontology annotation, molecular function: ADP binding; rRNA (uridine-N3-)-methyltransferase activity. The record is from RefSeq and is a predicted model, not a curated record. Bases 1 to 3282 code for a protein of 1093 amino acids.